Messenger RNA from Anisakis simplex (herring worm), 237 nucleotides. The record is from the annotation of a GenBank genome assembly. NCBI's taxonomy places the organism in Eukaryota, Metazoa, Nematoda, Chromadorea, Rhabditida, Anisakidae.
AUGGAACGACAGUGGAAUUUUCCGGCGGAUUGCUCGGUAUUAUGCGGCUAUGGCGACAAGAAAGGAAUAUGGAACAGUGGUGCAACGCAAUUUAACGCCGCGAUCAAAUUCGACUCAUAUGAAUCAAGUUGGCCGGAAAAAUUGGCGCAAAGAUAUCAAUUGGCGCAAGUACGACUUAUGACGGAUCCGGAUGUGGCUUUCCUCCGACUACGCCGAGCAAUCCAAAUCGUUCGAUGA